Trichoderma aggressivum f. europaeum is the source of this 984-nucleotide messenger RNA. RefSeq lists its product as uncharacterized. Lineage: Eukaryota; Fungi; Ascomycota; Sordariomycetes; Hypocreales; Hypocreaceae. The coding region runs from base 1 to 984 and encodes 327 amino acids. The record is from RefSeq and is a predicted model, not a curated record. Gene Ontology annotation, molecular function: oxidoreductase activity, acting on the CH-OH group of donors, NAD or NADP as acceptor. The transcript is spliced from 2 exons.
AUGUUUUCAAAGCUUGCCUUCAUCACGGGUGCGACGGGCUUCAUCGGCUCGCAGGUCGUCACAUCGGCUCUUCGCGAAGGCUACAAUGUGCGCCUGAGCGUGCGAAAGGCUGAGCAGAUUGAGAGCCUCAAGGACAUUUUCCGCGACAAUGUCUCAAAGAUUGAGUUUGUCGUGGUGCCAGACAUCUCCAAGCCUCAGGCAUUCGACGACUCUCUGGACAAUGUCGAGGUCGUCUUCCACAUUGCAUCGCCCAUGCCCGGAAAGGGAGCCGACCUGCACAAGGACUACCUCGGCCCAGCUGUGCGGGGAACGCUCUCGGUGCUGGAGUCUGCCAGAAAGAUCCCCAGCAUCAAGAAGGUGGUCAUCAUGGCAUCGAUCCUGAGCAUUGGCCCCCCCGACCUCUUUUUCAACACGGACACUUUUGUCCCAGCAAACACGGGCAAAAGGCACGAGCUCAACAUUGAGCAAAUGUUCCCUGACGGCAAGGGCGAACACGGCACAAUGUACGUGGCCUCCAAGAUUCUGGCCCACCAGGCGUCGCAGGACUGGGUCAAGGAGCACAAGCCGGCCUUUAAGCUGGCCACGGUCCACCCGACCUUUGUGCUUGGCCACAGCCAGAUCCGCAAGACGGCCGGCGAUAUCGACGGCAUCAAUGCCUGGUUCUGGAAGUCGCUGCAGUCUCCGGCACCCCUCUUCCCGUCUGUCGUUGUCGACGUGCGCGAUGUCGCCGACCUGACCGUCAAGGCCGCCCAGCCGGACGUUCCAGACGGUAUCGAGCUGGUUGCCUCUGGCGCGCCAACGACAUGGAAGGACAUUGCGGCAUGGGUAAGGAGCACAUAUCCCGAGCUGAACACGCAGCUGGUGGAGGACGGGCCGGUUCCCUUUAGGGUUGACAACGACGUGCUCGGAAUGAAGUGGCGGCCAUUGUGGGAGACGCUGAGCGGGCUGAUUGACCAGCAGCUGGCGCUACAGAAGGGCAACUAA